Molecule: messenger RNA, 3068 nt
Organism: Pistacia vera
Lineage: Eukaryota; Viridiplantae; Streptophyta; Magnoliopsida; Sapindales; Anacardiaceae
Product: beta-amylase 7
Exons: 11
Coding region: 638-2743 (701 amino acids)
Biological process (GO): polysaccharide catabolic process
Molecular function (GO): beta-amylase activity
Source: RefSeq, a predicted model, not a curated record
CACACGCACACCUCGUUCGUGCCAAACCCUAAUCUCGCACACACUACACGUUCGAGUCUCUACACACGCGUGAAACCCUAGGCCUCACACGCACGGGCGCACUUCCUAUCUUACUGGUCGCCGCGCUUUUCGUAUCCGCCGGAGAAGCCUCAAAUUUCGCUUCUCCGCAUAUCGUUUGUUCUUUUACCGCGGCUCAGACGACUCGCCGUGGAACGAAGCCGGAGAUUCUUUCUGGUGGCGGAAAUAUUUUGGAAUUUUCGGUAAGAAUAUCGGUGGUACUGUUAGAGUACCGGGGGAGGGAAAAUAGGUUUCUGGUUGAAGAGUAUCUAUAUGUGAGAUUUGGUUGGUGAGAAGGUGAAUUCGUGGAUUAUGGAAAGUUGGUGGCCAUUAAGACUAUGUUCAUCCCUGUUAAUUGAAGGCUUUGCUUGAGAGUUAAGCGAGUAAUCGUGUUUAAGGGAACUCUUUAGUCAACCAGGCAUUGUAUUUCAGAUCAUAUUGCGGCAUUAUAUUGAAAAUCUUGACCAUACAUACAUGUUGAACAAAAAUUAAGCUGUAAUAAUGGCAUUUUGGGUAGAACUCAUUACAUCAGAAGUAGCUGGGUAGCUGGGGUUAGAAGUUGGGAAGAAAGGAGAGAACGAUGGCAACCGAUAUGCAAAAUUUAAUAGGAACAAGUGAGGAUGAUGAUGAGGAAGAAUUAGAGAUGGAUGUGAAGGAAGAGGAUGAAGAAGAUGAAGAAAAUGGAGGGAAGCGCAUUCACAGGCAAGUGAUGGUGGGGGUUGACGUAGGUAUAGCUGCAAGUAGUAGUAAUAAUAAUCAGCUUCCACACCACCAGCAAAUUCAGGAUCAAGUGGGCACCCCUGGAGGGGGAGGAGUACGGAGGUGUAGACCCUUGGAAGAGAAGGAGAGGACAAAGCUGAGGGAGCGGCAUCGGAGGGCAAUCACUGCAAGGAUCUUGGCUGGUCUACGGAGGCAUGGGAACUAUAACCUUAGGGUCAGGGCUGAUAUUAAUGAUGUGAUUGCAGCUUUGGCAAGGGAAGCUGGCUGGGUUGUUCUUCCUGAUGGAACCACCUUUCCUUCAAGGUCUCAGGGAUCAAGGUCUGCUGCUGGCACUUCUGCAAUGGUAAAUCCAUCUUCUCAUGUUGUGUCACAACAGACACAAACUACUUCUCAGAAAGGAAUCUCUCCUGGCUAUCGGAGCUCAUUGGAGUAUAACACAUGUCGCAUGAAAGGUGUUUUCAUGCCCACGCCCUCACCUUAUGAUUUAUCCCCUAGUGCCCGUUCCCAAACUUCAGCUCUGGUGGGAGAUGGAGGAGAACAAACUGAGAUUCAUUCUCUUAUUGGUGGUUCCAUGGAUACUGUUAAUGACAAGCAGAUUGUUGAUUUACCUCCAAAGUUACCAGAGCGUGAUUUUGCUGGCACACCAUAUGUUCCAGUUUAUGUGAUGCUGCCUUUGGGUGUUAUCAACAUGAAGUGCGAACUGGUUGAUGCAGAUGGUCUACUGAAGCAGCUGAGGGUAUUGAAAUCAAUAAAUAUCGAUGGGGUUAUGGUUGAUUGCUGGUGGGGAAUAGUUGAGGCUCAUGCUCCUCAAGAUUAUAACUGGAAUGGUUACAAGAAGCUCUUUCAAAUGGUUUCCGAGCUUAAGCUUAAGUUACAGGUUGUGAUGUCAUUUCAUGAGUGUGGAGGCAAUGUUGGUGAUGAUGUUUGUAUUCCUCUACCGCAUUGGGUAGCAGAAAUUGGUCGAAGUAAUCCUGACAUAUUUUUCACUGAUAGAGAGGGAAGACGAAACCCUGAGUGUCUCUCAUGGGGGAUUGACAAGGAACGGGUUUUAAGAGGCCGGACUGCUGUGGAGGUGUACUUUGACUACAUGAGAAGCUUCCGUAAGGAAUUUGAUGAAUUCUUUCAGGAUGGUAUCAUCGCCAUGGUUGAAGUCGGACUAGGUCCUUGUGGCGAACUGCGGUACCCUUCUUGUCCUGUAAAGCAUGGUUGGAGAUAUCCUGGCAUUGGGGAAUUCCAGUGUUAUGAUCAUUAUUUGCUAAAAAGCCUGAGGAAGGCAGCAGAAGCUAGAGGACAGUCCUUCUGGGAUAGGGGACCAGAUAAUGCCGGUUCUUAUAAUUCACAGCCACAUGAAACAGGCUUCUUCUGUGAUGGAGGUGACUAUAAUGGAUACUAUGGAAGGUUUUUCCUUGAUUGGUACUCCCAUGCUUUAGUCGAUCAUGGUGAUCGGGUGCUUUCUCUAGCAAAGUUGGCUUUUGACGGCACCUGCAUUGCAGCAAAGCUAUCAGGUAUUCACUGGUGGUACAAGACAGCCAGUCAUGCUGCGGAACUAACUGCUGGGUUCUAUAAUCCAUGUAAUCGUGACGGCUAUGCUGCAAUUGCAGCAAUGCUAAAGAAGCAUGGAGCUGUUUUAAACUUCACUUCUGCUGAACAGCAUGUGUUAGACAGGCAUGAGGGCUUCCCAGAGGCAUUUUCAGAUUCUGAAGGGUUAGCUUGGCAAAUGCUGAAUGCAGCAUGGGAUGCUUGCGUACCUAUUGCUAGUGAGAACCCACUUCCUUGCCAUGAUAGACUAAGCUAUAACAAGAUUCUGGAUGAUGCCAAGCCAUUCGGUGAUCCAGAUGGAAAACACUUCUUUUCUUUUACCUACCUCAGGCUUGGCCCACCUCUUAUGGAGAGAGAAAACUUCUUGGAAUUUGAACGCUUUUUGAAAAGGAUGCAUGGGGAAGCAGUUGUCGAUCCGCAGGUGUAGCUGGGCAUGAAGAUUUUCCCAACAGAUUUUGUAUCAUUUGUUUUCCCCAAAGAAAGAAUUGGGGCUACAGUGUUGCAGUUUAGAGAAUAUCAAUAUUGUUAAUUUGAUUUUAGAAAUACAAUAUAAUUAUAUAUGUAAUCAGAAGAGAAGCCGAGCUUGCACGUGGACUUAGGUUUUGUUGUAAACUAGUGAAAAAACUAGUUGUGUAGGUGUAGUUGUGAGAUCAGUGUCACCACUGCAACAGGUUUGUAUGCUUUCACAUUCACUUCCCGUAAAUGUUUAUAUUUGAUUACAAAAUUUCGGACCUGGAAUUUCAGUGGGAAUG